Chenopodium quinoa (quinoa) is the source of this 2805-nucleotide messenger RNA. RefSeq lists its product as uncharacterized. The record is from RefSeq and is a predicted model, not a curated record. The transcript has 9 exons. NCBI's taxonomy places the organism in Eukaryota, Viridiplantae, Streptophyta, Magnoliopsida, Caryophyllales, Amaranthaceae. The coding region runs from base 725 to 2545 and encodes 606 amino acids.
ACACGGAUUAAUGCAUUAAUUAUCAAUAACUUAUCAUUAUGACACUCUCUAAUUCUCCAUCACACUUCAUCUAUUCCUCCAACCAUCUAUGAGCUAAAAUCACUACCUUUCCCAUUCAAGAAGCAAUAGUAAUUACAAAGACUUUGGGCCAAAAGCCCAUAAACCCAUUACAACUCACAAAGUCACAACUAGAUUCAAUUCAAAUUUACAUUUGGCAGCAAAUAAUUUGGUUCCCAAAAAAGCAAAAAAAUUAAAAAAAAAAUCCACAAUAUCUCGGAAUUUACACCAAAAUAAUUAAAUCCAGCUAACAAAAUAAGUUUGAAAUCCGGGAAACUGUAAAGCCAGAAAAAGACUUUGAGCAGUGUAGUCAAAAAGUUCUUUGUUUCUCUCUCUUCUUUCUCUCUCCUCUUUCUACUUGGCUCGAUUAAAAUUUUCUUGCUUGCGAAGCUUCAACAAAACAACAAACCCAGUAAAUUUCUCAUUUCUUUGUUACAAAAAUUAAAAAAAGUCCUUUUCUUUCACUUUCAUUUUUCUAUUUUUGCCGCUAAUUCCACCCUUUUUUUUUUUCUCUCUCUCUACUUUCUCUCUCUUUGUUUUCUGUACUGUACUGUGAAGCCUUUGAUCAAUUUUCCCAGAGAAAUCGCAAAUUAUGAAGUGGGUUUGUAAAUUUGGCGUUAAUUUUCAUAUGGCAAGGCUAUCUUGAGUUGGCUGUGGUGAGGUUUCCAUGAAAAUGGUUGUUGGGAUUAAGGGAAAUGAGGAAGGUGUUGUCGAGGAUGGUGCAGCUGUCAAACUUAGUUCUGGUUUAGCUCCAUUGAAGCAAGAAGCUGAUCCUAUUGUGUAUAAGCUUGUUCGGGUUGAUUUUGAUGGAAGGUUUGUUCCUGCUACUGAUGAUGAGCUUAUGGAGGUUGAGGAUUUGUUGGAGUUGGAAAAGAGUGAUAUGCUUUCUAUACCUGAUGCUGUAGAGACAGUAGCACAUAUUGCAGAUAAAGAUGAGUUAGAUGAAUCAUUUGAGAAGCCGGACUUAGAGAAGCAUGAAGGUUUGUCAGAAAUCAAGCUCACCAAAAUUGAUGAAGAGAACUUAAGAGCUCCGGCUGAGGACUCUCUACCUAAAUCUGCAUCAAGUUCUAAAGACAGACUUGUAGAGGGAUCUGUGAACAACGGAGAGGAGUCAAGCUCUAGCCCUCAUGAUGGACUAAACAAAAAUGGAUCUUCUGGUUCCAAACCUGACUUUUCUUUGAUAAAGGGUGAGAUUGAUUUGGACAAAUUAACUACUAAAGAACUUCAUGAAACAUUCAGAGCUACAUUUGGGCGCAGAACUUCUGUCAAAGACAAGAUGUGGCUUAAACGAAGAAUUGCAAUGGGAUUGACUAAUUCUUGUGAUGUAACUGUGACAAGUUUUAUAAUCAAUGAUGGGAAGCUUCUGAAGAAAGAAGAACUUGGUAAAAACAUGGAUUGUGGAAAUUCAGUAGCUGGAGAGGUCUGCAGUGCUGGGAAUGAUGAGCCAGUGAACUUAGUUGCUCCAAAUGUAAGGGAGGAUACCUUAGAUGUUGAAUUGGGGAAUUCUUUUACUGAAUCUGGUUGUAGAAGUGAUGACCAUCUUGAUCACAGAGCUGCAAAACGAGCCAGGAAGCCUACAAAGCGAUAUAUAGAAGAAUCAUCUGAUACAGAAAAAGACUUUGGUGGAAAGUCAAUCUCUCCAUCCAAGCAUUUUGGACAGGAUAAAGCUUCUUGCAAGGAAGCAGUCAAACCUGCAUGCGGUGUUCAUUCAGGUGAUUUUAUCACUAGACCUGAUUCCAUUGGAGGAUCUGGUGUUCAGGUCCCAUACGUCUCUCGGAUUCGGAGAUGCCGUCCCAGAAAAAGUAUAAUGGCCCUUACGAAGUUCAAUUCAAGUGAUGGUGCGUUGAAUAGGAAAACUGUUGAGAGUUCUGCUGCAGUGAGUAAGCCGCAGCCUGAUUAUCAUAGUAGGGCUAAACUUGUGGAGACUAAGCCUAUUCCAUUUGAAGAGCCGAUUGCCUCAGAAGAAGAGAGAGAGAAACAAUGCUUGACUAGUAUGUCAGAUGCUAUUUCUCAAGCUAGGGAGCCAAAAAGUGUGGAUUCAGUGGAUAGUACUCAACUAGAGAAUGCAUCCGGCAACAACUCUGACGAUCAUGUAGCUACUGUUCCCACUGUAAAGGGUGGAGUGAGAAGAAAGCACCAUCGCGCUUGGAGUUUAACUGAAGUUACAAAGCUUGUUGAUGGUGUUGCUAUGUUUGGAGCUGGACGCUGGUCUGAAAUUAAAAGGCUUUCUUUUUCAUCGUAUGCCCAUCGCACCUCUGUUGACCUGAAGGAUAAGUGGAGAAACCUUUUGAAGGCUAGCUUUGCUAAUUCUCAAGUAGAUAAAGGGGUAAAUCCUCGUAAGAAUGCACCGAUACCAAUCCCUGCAACAAUUCUGGUGAAAGUGCGGGAGCUUGCAGAACUCAAUGGUCAGGCCCCCCAUGUCUUGAAAGCCGGUAGCAACAAAAAUAGUGGGUCAAGUGUAAAUGAAAAUAAAUCAGGAUACUUGUGACAUCGUUUGUAAAUACUUUCACCACCUAGGUUUUAUAUAUAGAGAAAAAUAAUGGUGCUGAGUGCUCACCGUGCAACUGCCUUGCAGUUUCUGUAUUAGCCUGAAUGUCAGUAAAAUGACAACUUUUGCGAUGUAUGCUAGUUCAAGGUCUUCAUCCUUGAGUUAUCUACUGUACUUUCAGCUCCAUGUUUUUGAGUAGAAGGGAAAGAAAAUGUAGCUUAUUUUGAGAGAUGGUUCAAUAGUUUGGUAUAUUUUGUCCA